Molecule: messenger RNA, 708 nt
Organism: Agrilus planipennis (emerald ash borer)
Lineage: Eukaryota; Metazoa; Arthropoda; Insecta; Coleoptera; Buprestidae
Gene: EMC5
Product: membrane magnesium transporter 1
Exons: 3
Coding region: 212-565 (117 amino acids)
Cellular component (GO): Golgi apparatus; early endosome; plasma membrane
Source: RefSeq, a predicted model, not a curated record
UUUCUAGGUGGUCUAUAUUCAAAUAUGAAAUUCAUGAAUCAAUUUUCCGUUUUUAUUUUAAAAUUUAUAUUACUACAGAUCAGUUAACAUUCUCUGCAGUUGGUCAUAUCCUUUAUUUAUUUGUGUUUACUUGUCAUUCUUAUAAUAUAACCUCAUUUUAUUAUUAUAACCAAACUUUCUAGCUUGAUAAGAAAAAUCAAAUUUUGUAAAAAUGCCUGCUACAACAAUUCACCGGUUAAUAGUAACGAUAGGCUUCUUAUCUCUAUUUCAUGCAGCUUACUCAGCAGCUCAACAUCGUUCGUACCUAAGACUAAAUGAAUUGGAGUUCACACAUUUGCCCUCAGAUAUAAUUGCUCAAGGGAUUAUUAGUUUAUUUGUGAUCAUGUACGGUGUAAUGUACGUUGCUGGGGACUUCAGAGAUAUUAAAGCAUCAGCAGAUUUAGAAAACAAAAGUUGGGAAUCUUUUCGUAACGUCCCUUCUUUUUAUACUUUUAACCACAGAGGAAAGGCUUUUUCACCGACUUAUGUAUCAAUAACAAAAUCUGCCUUGGACGAAGCUGAAUAAUAUUAAUGCAUGAUGUUACAUUAAUUCUUUUUAUAUCUCAUACAUGUAAGCUAACGAUAAGUGUUAAUAGUUAUGAUUCAUUAUUUAUGGCUUUAUUUUAUUCCUUACAUUUGUGAUACAAUAAAUUAGUAGUAAUUGUUUUA